Molecule: messenger RNA, 2037 nt
Organism: Talaromyces marneffei
Lineage: Eukaryota; Fungi; Ascomycota; Eurotiomycetes; Eurotiales; Trichocomaceae
Exons: 2
Coding region: 1-2037 (678 amino acids)
Biological process (GO): GPI anchor biosynthetic process
Cellular component (GO): endoplasmic reticulum
Source: RefSeq, a predicted model, not a curated record
AUGAGCUACUCCAACUCCCGUGGUGGCUCAGGUUUCCGAUAUCCCCAAAGUCGGCAUGACCUACGUGGUUUAGUUGCCCGCGUGCGCAACGCUGCUUAUUCCUACAUCGACGACUCGAAGAACCAGCCCGGAGCUGGGUUUGGAUAUAGACGAUUUCCUACAUUGUCCUGGCAAAAGGCGAAAUCUCUCCUCCGGGCAUCGUUUUGCGUCGCAAACUUCCUAGCUGUGCUAUGGAUGGUUACAUUGUGGUGGGGUGAAAGGACUGUUUUUCGAGACCUAGUUUCACAAUGCUAUUGGGAUUCUUGGGAGAAAUGGCCCGCCCACGCAACACCCCAUCAUGUCGUGUUUAUAGCCGAUCCGCAACUUGUUGAUCCUCACACAUACCCAGGUCGACCCUGGCCCUUAUCGACUCUUACGGUCAAAUUCACAGAUCAAUACAUGCGACGAUCAUUCUCUUUGAUUGAAGACCAUUUCAACCCGGAUUCGAUUCUAUUCCUUGGUGACUUAUUCGACGGUGGUCGAGAGUGGUCAACUUCAACGAGUCAGUCGCCGGAGGAACAAUACCGGAAAUACGGAGACAAAUUCUGGCUAAAAGAAUAUAACCGAUUUUCUCGUAUAUUCUUUAAUCAAUGGAACAAGGACCGCUCUCCUGAAACUGGGGAGCAUCGCAGUCGCAAGUUGAUUGCUAGUUUGCCAGGAAAUCACGACCUUGGAUUCGGAAGUGGUGUGCAACUUCCAGUUCGGCGACGCUUUCAAGGAUACUUUGGCCGUGGCAACCGGGUUGAUAUUAUAGGCAAUCACACUUUUGUUUCAGUGGACAGUGUUUCUCUCUCUGCGAUGGACCAGCCUGAUCCUGAAACCGGUAGUACUGGGAAUGGAGCUGGCGAUGGUCAUCAGCCAAACCAAGCAAUCUGGGGUCCAACGGAGGAAUGGCUAAAGGGCGUCAAAGACAUGAAGGCCCGUCUCGAAACAGAAGAGCUUCGAUUUAUGCGAAAUGAGACCGAAGGUUUCAAACUUCUUCAUGGUCUUCAUGAAGCAUCGGCGGAUACUGUUGUUCAAAAGGCCCCCAUUGAAUCGCAGGGAUUUCCGACUAUCUUGCUCACCCACGUACCAUUGUUCCGAAAGCCUGCAACGCCAUGCGGUCCUUUACGCGAACGUUAUCCACCCGCUUCUGUUGACCCUUUACCUGAGGAGGACGAGGCGAAUGCUUUGAAGGUCGCUGGUGGUUACCAGUAUCAGAACGUUCUUACACCGACAAUUUCGAACGCAAUUAUGUCGAAAAUUGGCCCCGAGGUCUCCCACGUCUAUUCCGGAGACGAUCACGAUUACUGCGAGGUUACUCAUCGGGAAUAUAGUGGAUCGCCGAAGGAGAUCACUGUGAAAAGCCUGUCUUGGGCAAUGGGGGUACGGCAUCCAGGGUUUUUGAUGACUACACUGUGGAAUCCAAUUGAUCCAAAGAACGGGAAAUCUCUUGAGGAAACGUCACGGCCGACAAUUCAAAACCAUCUAUGCCUUCUUCCGGAUCAACUAUCAAUCUUUAUAUACUACGGUAUCAUCUUCUUCGUUACCAUUGUUGUCCUCGUCAUUCGAGCCAUGGCCGUCACAUUCAUGUCCUUUGGCAAGCCCAUGGACUACGAGCCCGCGCUACCGAUUAGCGAGCUUCCAGGCCAUUCCCGAACCUCCAGCCGUACAUCAACUUCGCCAUAUAGCAGGAUCACCGGUGCAACAUCAGGUGGAGAACCCCGACUAGGAAAUCGCAAUAAUUCCACUUUGGCAGAAUCCACUUACCGUAUUGAUGAAGACGUGCAAGCAAGCUCUCAGCGCUAUGACGACUGGAAAAAGCAGGGUGGAAGUGACUGGGACGACGACGACAGAGGAACCGCUAAGCUCUUAUCAUCAUACAAUCGUCAGUCGGGCCGUGAAUGUGUCGGACCGUCAUCUAGCACCGGGCGAUUCGUGUUUGAAUUGAAGAACAGCAUCAAGCACGUUGCUAUCAUAGUCCUUCCGUUUUAUUUUUGGUUAUUGUUAAGAUGGUGA